This is a messenger RNA of Strongylocentrotus purpuratus (purple sea urchin), 1128 nucleotides long. Its product is annotated as protein C3orf33-like. The transcript has 6 exons. The record is from RefSeq and is a predicted model, not a curated record. NCBI's taxonomy places the organism in Eukaryota, Metazoa, Echinodermata, Echinoidea, Camarodonta, Strongylocentrotidae. The coding region runs from base 169 to 1128 and encodes 319 amino acids.
GAGAGUCAAUCUAUGAUUUUUGGGUCGUCUGGUAACAUCUAAUUGCCGCAAAAGUCGUGCCGUACUUUGGCCUAGAGAUUCAAUGGAAGUUCGUGAGAAGGAAAAACUGUCAAAAUCAGACCCAGAGUUACGUUUGAUUUUGUAGGAGGAUUCAUAAUCGAUGGAGAAAUGGCAUCAGGGAAUUCACCCUCGUCUCUCAUUGCAUCAAAAGAAUCCUCUUUACCAUCCUCAUCAUCUCUGCCUUCAACUUCAUCAUCACAAUCACCCACCUCGCCGAUAGUAACACAACCACAGACACCAUGUCCUCCCCGGGUAGCCAUGAAAACGGACGACUUGAUAUCCCCCCAGCCAAUAAAUAUCUUUGGACAAGUGACAGACUUCCUAGAUCGUCAUUUACAAGCUCUUAGAAUUUGUGUAGCUCUGCUUGGGGUGACUGGCAUUGUAAUUAUUGGCAGAAGCAUUCGAGUGAUGAAAACAUUCCGUGCUGCAGCUGACAUACCAGAAGAAUUUAUCAGGAAGCAGAUGACCCUGAGAGGAAAGGUCAGAGGUCACCAAGAUCACCAACUCUUGGUAGAACAUCUUCCUAUCAUCCGAGGGAUGAUGGCCGGAACAAAGAAAGGAAAAAGAGAUUCAUUUCUGCCUGUGUGUCUGGCAGGAGUCCAUGUUUCUGAGGGUGGCUUGACUCACCUAGUCACCAUGACUCCUGUUGCCUCCCUGAUCAGGUUUAGACUGCUUGCUGUGAACGAGGCACGGCAACUGGAAUGCAUCGUCACAAGGAGAAAGAACUUUGUAUCUUCACUGAUGGUGAACGAGUCCUUGGUGAGGCAAGGGUUUGCUCGCGUUAAACCAGCCCAUCCGUCAGUUGCGCUCCACCCAACAACCCUCCGACUGAUCCAAAGACUGUCCAAGGCAGAGCUCCACGCUGAGAAGAAGGCCAAGGGGAUCUGGGCCAAGCCCCCUCUCAGGGAGAGAAUGAAUGAGAGAGCUCGAGAGAUGAAGGAUGGGUUGAAGGAGAGGUUGGUGUCCACCAUGACGCCUUUCACUGUGGGCAUGAAUGCCAUCAAGGCAGCAGGGGCGAGGGUAGGUGCAAUCAUCAGAUGGCCCAAAAAGAGAUCAAAGAAUGGUUGA